CUAGUUACUACUUCCACUGUUUUUCAAUAAGUCAUUUUUUUAAAUACUGCGGUAUCUCCAUCUAUCCGACAGUUGAAUUCACAUUUGUUUUUUUUACUCCAAGACCAAUUUUGCAAAAUUUGAUCAUCUUCAUUCAUUAUUCAGCCACCCUGGUUUUUCGCUCGGACAGUCAAACCUUAUCUUCUAUGACCAUGAAUUGUAUACCGAACGACAUAUAUAUGUUGUAAUAAUAAUAAAUAAUAAUAUUAUAUAUUUAUAUUUAUUAGAGUCUCGUACUAUCUUUCGGCAAUUUGAGUAUUCGACCGUCGACCGUCGUGGUACUUGGAUACUCGAUAUUCAAUGUUCAAUCAGUCCUAUGCCAUAUGGUUAAUACUUUGUCUUUAUGACUUAUAGUCCAUCUUAAAUCAUAAACCUUGUACCGUUUAACAUUAAUGUAAUAUCAUGGCUCUUUACUCAUACUUAAUUAAUUAACAUAAAAAUUAUUUCUAACUCAUUCACAAAUACCAGUACAGUAUACCACAAAUUUUCAAGCUUAAAUUUCAGAUGAUUCAUUUUUGUUGAUGAUUCAAAUCGCUAAAAUUGUACAACCGACGACUGAUGUAUGUUUACGCGGGUUACGGAAUAUAAUUUGUUUGGAAAUUUGGAAUACGGUCACUAUCGACGUUGAUCAAUGAUACAGAUAAUGGUCAAAUUAGUCAAUAUCUAAUCCUUUCGGAAUUCGAUUACCGCAUGGCGCAUAGCUCAAAACGUCCCUUCAGUGUCAAUACUGAAGAAAUUUCAUUACCUCGCGUCAACAAUCAUAUAAUCGUAAUAUUCCAAAAUGUCACUUACAAAACAAACCAAUGAACAUUUGAAAGAGCAACUUCUGAAUUCUAACCCUUAUGUUAAACUUACUCGGCUUACAAAAGAGGAUAUAGAUCUGUAUACUGGAAUUAAACAGAAAAAGGAGAAAACACCUAAUGUAUCAAAUACAAAUAUUCCUCCUAGAACAAUAAAACAGGAAUAUCAUGAUGAUCUUAAUAAUGAGAUUUACGAAAAUACAAUACAACAUACUUCAUGGCAAUCUUCGGUGCAAGAAUACGAGACUACUGUCAAAAUUGAAACUACUAAUUUAAUUGAAAUAAAAAUUGAGCCAGAGGAUAGAACUGAGGACACUACAUUUUCAAACUAUGUAGAAAAUGUUGACAGUGAAGAAUUUGUUUGCAAAGAAUGCUUUGCUCAUUUUGAUAAUUUUGAAGUAUUUGUCAUCCAUAAAAAUUUAUCACAUAACAAUAAACCUUAUGUAUGUGAAAUAUGCAAUGCACAAUUUGUUCUUGGCGCUCAUUUGAAUCUACAUCUUGUUGAACAUGUUAAUUAUUUAUGUGUGAAAAAUUCAUCCACGAGUCCUUCAGAAAUUCAGUCGUCAUCUAAAAGUAAUGUGACAAUAAAUCCAAGUGGAAAUUACAAGAACUCGAGGUCAACCACCGCAUUGGCUAAAAAUUCCUGUAAUUCUAAUUCUUCAGUAGAUUUACAACAAAAUGUUUCAAACAAUUCAACUCAAAACUUUUGUGUAACUGAUUCCAAUAUAACUUUACAAAAUAAGAAAUUCAAAUCAUUUAAGUGUGUAAGUUGCAUGUUUACAUCAGAGUCUGAAACUCAAUUUCUUAACCAUCAUGCUAUUUGUAGUAAAAUUUCAAAAACCUCCAAGUUCCACCAAUGUCAUAUAUGUAUGAAAUCAUUCAAAAAUUAUUCUGCAUUAAAUGGUCAUUUGAAGUAUCAUAGUUAUAGAAGCGAAAUAAUUUCAAGGAGACAACUAGCAUUAAAUAAGAAGAAAGUGAGUAAUCAAAACAAAAGUGGCCUUGUAAAAUCUCAAAAAUAUGUUUUUCCAAAGAUUGCAAAUUUUAACAAAGGUCUUAAGUGUAAAGAUUGUAAUAGAUAUUUUACUACACGUCGCAAAUUAAAUAUUCAUUCCAAGCAACACAAAAAACAAAUGAUAUGUAAUCAGUGUAAUAAAAAAUUUGUUUUGAAGAAAAGCUUUGAAAAACACUUACUAUCACAUACUAAUGGAUUGUCUAAUGUUACUUCAUUGAAUGAAAGUAGUUCACGGCAUAACCAAAAAAAAAAUAAAGAAUUAAUAAAACACAAUUCUGCUUCUAACAGUAAAACACAGAAUAUCUCAGAAAAAGAUAAAUCAUUUCAAUGUCCUAUUUGUAAUAAUUAUUGCAAAUCAAAACAAUCCCUAAGUCAACAUAAAAGACAUCAUCAUUCUGCUAUCAAACAUUCUAACCGAAAACUAAAAUCAAAAACCGUUGAAUGCGAUUGGUGUAGUAUAAUAAUAACAAAAUGUAACUUGCUUCGACAUAUUAAAUCUUUGCAUCCUAACAUCAACCCUAUAAAAUGUUCACACUGUCCAAUGGCAUUUAAGGAUUCUCCUUCAUUGAAGUUGCAUGUGUUUGAAUGCCAUACAAAUUAAUUUUAAUACUUUAUUUGUAUGCUUUUAAAUUUUAAUUAAUUUAAAAACCAAAAUCAUAAGAAAACACUAAGGUUUAUCGGAUUAUAGUACAAUGUUCAUUUAAUAACUAAUUUUCAAAAUAUUUUUAUUCCUGUACUUUCUCCUUUA
Molecule: messenger RNA, 2599 nt
Organism: Melanaphis sacchari
Lineage: Eukaryota; Metazoa; Arthropoda; Insecta; Hemiptera; Aphididae
Product: zinc finger protein 585A-like
Exons: 4
Coding region: 821-2452 (543 amino acids)
Cellular component (GO): nucleus
Source: RefSeq, a predicted model, not a curated record